Molecule: messenger RNA, 747 nt
Organism: Menidia menidia (Atlantic silverside)
Lineage: Eukaryota; Metazoa; Chordata; Actinopteri; Atheriniformes; Atherinopsidae
Source: the annotation of a GenBank genome assembly
GCGACGGACCGGUCGGGGGAGUGUUUCCACUUUCCCUUGAUAAUAAAAGUCUACAACCCCAAGGACAGAAAGAAAACCUUCUACGGAAAAGUCGACCAUUCUGAGCCCAACAAGAGGGUGAAGUGUCCCCCGGUCCCGGACCUGGCCUGCCGGGAUCUGAACGGGAGCUACAGCUGGUUUAAGGAUGGAAACCUCCUGCAUGGAGAGAGUGAACCCUUUGUAAUGGUGAAUGAAGCCACCAAAGAGGACGAGGGCGAGUACACCUGCACCUGCACAUGGACUCACAACCACAGGACCCACAACUCAUCAGGAACCAGGACGAUGAUUGUUAAAGAAAGAGUUUUCUAUGAUGAGAUUAAGAUCCUGGCUCCUACUAACAGUGAGCAGUUUGCAGAAGAAGGCCUCGGGAUCAGACUGAACUGCUCGGUGUUCUGUGGCCUGAACCUGAAACAGGACUGCGAUGCCAAGUGGAGGAUUAAAGGAGAGGAUCUGGACCAGCUGGACGGAUACAAUCAAACCACAAAGAUGGUGACUGAUGAGACCUCGAAGCGAACGAUAUCCGACGCCGUCCUUCACAUCCGAUCCGUUUCGGCUGAGGAUUUCCGGCGCGAGUUCCAGUGCGUCGGGACGGGCCUUUACGAGACCAAAACCCUCUCCCUGACUCUCAAACGCAAAGAGUCGGCGGUUUUUCUGAUAGUCGGGGGGGUGUGCAUGCUGCUGGUCUGCCUGUUCUGCGCCGUCCUGAUC